This is a messenger RNA of Symbiodinium sp. CCMP2456, 201 nucleotides long. The record is from the annotation of a GenBank genome assembly. NCBI's taxonomy places the organism in Eukaryota, Dinophyceae, Suessiales, Symbiodiniaceae.
AUGGUGGUUUCCCAACCUUUGAAGGCCCGGAAGCUUUGCGGGACUUUGCAGGCUUCCCGCUGGAAGAGGUGUAUUGUGCGAAUUGUUUCUUGGAGGCGCAGGAUGAUUCUGAAGACACCUGUCUCAAGGAUCCAUACUUGGCCUGGGCUUUGUGGGGCACUCUCCAGAGGAGAUACAGCAACCCACCGGACGAUGCGUUGA